AUGCUUGGUCUAACAACAAUUGCGCUUGCCAGUCUCUUCCAGUGCAAGAACUUCCACUCUAUCCUCUUCUUAAAUGCCCUCGAGCUUUCGGGUGUUCGGAUAACUGCUCGUGGAGACAGUCCCAAGACGGACGGGAUCCACAUAGGCUACUCGUCCCGCAUCAAGAUCGCCGACUCUGUGAUCUCAAUAGGGGACGAUUGCGUCUCGAUCGGGCCGGGGUCCAAGGACAUCAAGAUCGUCGGCAUCUACUGCAAGCCGAGCCAUGGGUUCAGGGUGGGGAGUUUCGGGAGGUACCCGAACGAGGCGGACGUGACCGGGCUCUCAGUGAGGGGUUGUACUAUGGUUGGCACCCAGAAUGGUGUGAGGAUCAAAACGUGGGCUUCUGGCAUUAAAAGCAAUGCCUACAAUCUCUCUUUCGAUGACAUUACCAUAAAGGAUGUGCAAAGUCGCAUUAUUAUUGACCAAGAGUACCGUCCCGGUGGUGGUUGUUCUAAGCAGCUGGGGUCGAAUGUUCAGAUCAAGGAUGUUUCGUUCACAAAGAUCCUGGGCGCUUCGGCUUCGCAGGUGGCGGUCAACCUCGUAUGCAACCCGAACGUUCCUUGCCAGAACAUCACUCUCGAAAACAUCGACUUGGUUUACACCGGCCGUGAAGGGCCUGUGAAAUCGUACUAUGCUCAUGUGAAAGGCGACGCUCGCGGCGUUCAAGUGUCGCAGUCUUGCAUUUUAGCACAGGCAAUAUCAGAAGCUAGCUUUUUCUUUUUUCCGUCUCUUGACCGCCUCGACAAGGGAGAAAGUUCAGUGUUUAGGCAAGAACGUUGCUGGGUCGAGUUGGAUUGUUUUUCACUUAGUGCGUUUGUUUUCCUUCAAAUAUAA
Molecule: messenger RNA, 873 nt
Organism: Rhodamnia argentea
Lineage: Eukaryota; Viridiplantae; Streptophyta; Magnoliopsida; Myrtales; Myrtaceae
Product: exopolygalacturonase-like
Exons: 3
Coding region: 1-873 (290 amino acids)
Biological process (GO): carbohydrate metabolic process
Molecular function (GO): polygalacturonase activity
Source: RefSeq, a predicted model, not a curated record